AUGAGAACGACGGCAAGUCUGGUCAGCAUCGCAGGCCUCGUCUCCCUCACAACAGCAGACGCCCUGCUGCCGGAAGAUGUUACCGUCCCCUGCUCGAAAAUAUGCGGUCCCAUCGUGGACCUCUCGUCCAAGUGUACGCCCGCCAAGUCGAAGGAAGACGGCCAAGUUGACGGAUUUACAAACGGGACGGGAGCUGGUGCCGCGUGGGCAGCACAACGGAGAGCAGUCGCCCAGGAGCAGAACGAGCGACGGUUGCAACUCGACGAGCGGGAUGCGAAUCUUGAAAGAGGGUUCUACACGAUAGUCCCUGCACCGACGUCCUUUGACAAGAAAUACUCGUCGAUACUCAACCCCGACAGCGACCCCCUAACACAACCCCCAGAAGGGACGCCAACGCGAAUCUUUCCCGUCAUUGUCAAACCGUCAAUGCCGUCACCUCCUCCUCCUCCAGAAGCGGCAGCACCGGCAAUGUCCUCUUCACUGCCAACACCUCCUCCGCCACCGCCGCCGAUAGAGCAGGCUCCUUCAACACCCAGGGAACAAGCAUCAACAACAAGCAGUCAGGACCAACGGCCACCGACACCGUUGUCGAGCACGCCAACAAACCGGAGACCCGAAAAAGUGGCAAGCACAAUGAGCCCUGUGGGGAGUGCUGGCAUGGCCAUGGACGCCGAGGAACAGUGUUUCUGUCUCAACAAGAGCUUUGACGUGCGGCUUGUGGCAGCACUAUGUACGAGUUGCAUUGUCCAAGGGGGAAACAAGGAGACCAGUACGUUAUUAGGUUUUUACACCGCUUUUCUACAUGCGUUGGAUGCCAUGAUGAUGUGUUCGCUUCAAGCUAACGUCAAAUCUGUAGGCAUGAAGGCCGUCAUGUCAGUGUGCAACUUUGCGGAACAAGCCUACACACCAGCCGACGACAACAUUGUGGAAAGCAUCCGUGUUUCAGCGACGAGGCCCACGGCAGCGUGGGGCCAUCAAAAUGGCGUUUCGAAUGCAGGUCAUCGUGUAACAAGGGGGAUGGAGCCGGCAAGCGUGGUGCUGUGCGUGUUAAUAUCCGUCUUGUCGGCCAUGUGA
Messenger RNA from Metarhizium acridum CQMa 102, 1074 nucleotides. NCBI's taxonomy places the organism in Eukaryota, Fungi, Ascomycota, Sordariomycetes, Hypocreales, Clavicipitaceae. The record is from RefSeq and is a predicted model, not a curated record.